Molecule: messenger RNA, 2430 nt
Organism: Plasmodium vivax (malaria parasite P. vivax)
Lineage: Eukaryota; Apicomplexa; Aconoidasida; Haemosporida; Plasmodiidae
Product: DegP-like serine protease 1 precursor, putative
Exons: 5
Coding region: 1-2430 (809 amino acids)
Biological process (GO): proteolysis
Molecular function (GO): serine-type endopeptidase activity
Source: RefSeq, a predicted model, not a curated record
AUGAGCCCAACAGAACGGGGGCAGGAGGGGUACCCACCAGUAGAGGAGAAGCAGACCCACAGGGAGGCAUCCAAUUCAGAUGGAAGUAACCUCCAUGAAAGUAACUUCCGUGGUGGUAGCUCCUACACGGAGGGGUCACACCAAGUGGGGCAACUCAAACUGAGGACCAACAGAGACGACCAAAAAAUGAUGAAAGGUAUUUUCACCCCCCAGGUGGUUAGGGCUAUGAAGGAGUACCUACUGAAGGGGGGGAAGAAAUAUGGGAGUGGCCAAGUGGGGCAUUUGGGGGGGUCCUCAGACCAGCAGCAUGGGGGAGACAGGCGGACAGGAAGCAACCAAGCGAUUCACCCGUUGAGCGGCGAAGCGAUUCACCCGUUGAGCAGUGAAGCGAUUCACCCGUUGAGGUUCUUUCCAGCGAACUUCGCGCCCCACUCCGGAGACAGCCAAAGGGGUGCGGCCAGAAGGUCCAUCAUAAAUGAAAAGCUGCGCCGAAAUUUGAGCCAAAUAACGCUGAGCGUUUCAGCAGCGGAGGAACGUACGAAGGAGCGUGUUGAGGAGGGUGCUGAGGUGGGUGCUCAGUCAGUUGCUCAGUCAGGUGGUGCGGAUGACGGCGAGGCGGGCGCGCUGCGCAAAAUAUACAAAGGCGUCGUCAAGCUGUAUGUGGACAUCACGGAGCCGAGCCUUGAAACGAUCUGGAGCAACAGUCCCCCCAAGCGCGUCAGCGGCUCCGGGUUUGUCAUCGAGGGGGGCCUCAUCUUGACGAAUGCGCACAACGUGGCGUACAGCACGAGGAUCUUGGUGAGGAAGCACGGGUGCUCCAAAAAGUACGAGGGCGCCGUUCUGCACGUGGCGCAUGAAGCAGACAUGGCCCUCCUGACCGUCGCAGACGGGAGUUUCUACGAAGACGUGAGCGCCCUGGAGCUGGGCCCGCUGCCCUCCCUGCGGGACGACGUCAUAACGGUCGGCUACCCCUCGGGGGGGGACAAGCUCAGCGUCACCAAGGGUAUUGUGAGCCGCAUAGAGGUGCAGUACUACCGGCACAGCAACUCCAGACUCCUCCUGACGCAGAUAGACGCGCCGAUGAACCCUGGGAACAGCGGAGGGCCCGCGCUCGUAAAAGGAAAGGUGGCUGGGAUCUGCUUCCAGCUGCUGAAGAUGGCCAAUAACACUUCCUACAUCAUCCCCACCCCAGUGAUUAAGCAUUUCCUCAUGGACCUUCAUCGAUCGGGCAAAUACAAUGGCUACCCCUCCUUGGGGGUUAAGUACCUGCCCCUCGACAAUGCCAAUUUGCGGCGACUCCUGGGGCUGACCGACUUGGAGAGGCGCCGAGAGGUGGAGGAGAACAGCGGCAUACUCGUCACCGAGGUGGACGAGGAGCAGAUGGGGUGCCAGUCAGGCGGGGGGGGGAGCACAAAGUGGGCAGUUUCAUCGGGGGAAGCUUCAACGGGGGCAGCUUCAUCAGGGGAAGCUUCAAUGGGGGCAGCUUCAACGGGGGCAGCUUCAUCAGGGGAAGCUUCAAUGGGGGCAGCUUCAACGGGGGCAGCUUCACAUGCAAUUACUGCUGGGAGGGGCCCCCUUCCCGGGAGGCCGCCCAUCACGCCCACCGCUCCCGCAGAGCCGCUCUGCUACGGACUGAAAAAGAACGACGUGCUCCUAUCGGUAGAGGGAACGCAAAUAAAAAGCGAUGGGACGGUGACCCUCCGAGGAGACGAAUCUGUAGACUUCCAGUUCCUCUUCAACGGGAAGUUCGUAGGAGACCUAUGCACCUGUAGAGUCGUGAGAGGGGGGCGCGUCCAAACAGCCCUCGUUAGAGUGAGUAGGGUUCAUUACCUAGUUAGGCAACACAACUGGGAUGUUCCAAAUAAGUUUUUCAUUUAUGGGGGGGUCGUCUUCACGACGCUGACGAGGAGUCUCUACGCCGAUGAGGAGACAGACAAUGUCGAGGUGAUGCGCCUACUGCAGUUUAAUUUGUUUAAGAAGCAAAGGGACGACGAGAUCGUCAUCGUGAAGCGGAUCCUCCCUUCGAAGCUGACCAUCGGAUUUAACUACCAAGACUGUAUAGUCCUUACAGUGAAUGGAAUCCCCGUGCGGAACUUGCAACACCUUGUGGGGGUGAUUGACGGACGGGAGGGCCCCCUCGGGGGGGGGGUCGCCAAGAAGAGCACGCAGAUGAAGCAGAUGGAUCAGAUGGGGGAGCGGCGGGGGACACCCUCUGAGGGGGACGCCAACCCCUAUCUGAAGUUCACUUUAGAGGAGGAUCCCUUUUUCCAAAUGAAGGAGGAGAAGGAUAACCUCCUGCACUUCCUCCUUCUCACUUCCAAUGGGCAACAGGUGCCACUUGUUUUGCUGCGCGCCGAGGUCCAGCGGGAGUCCGCCGAGAUUAGGCGCGUCUACGGCAUCACGCGGGAGCGUUACGUGUACAGUGGUUAG